Pyrenophora tritici-repentis Pt-1C-BFP is the source of this 1029-nucleotide messenger RNA. The record is from RefSeq and is a predicted model, not a curated record. NCBI's taxonomy places the organism in Eukaryota, Fungi, Ascomycota, Dothideomycetes, Pleosporales, Pleosporaceae.
AUGGCUACUACAGGCGAAUCAACGACCGUACAGGCAGGUAAAAGUCUAUCGUUCAGAGACUUGCCGCUCGAGUUGAAGGAGAUGGUCCUUGACUAUCUGAACAACAUCGAGGAUGUCGCGUCUCUCCGGCUCGUGUGCAAAGACAUGGUCCCUUGGGAGUUCCUUUGGAAAGUACCCUAUCGGAUACUGUCGAUGAAAGAGAGCGCCAAGAAGCUUUGGCAGAUCGCAAUGACACAGCAGAGAUUCACCAACAACGGCAUGUGUCGCAACGCUUUACCGGAACACCUAAGAACUAUCGUCUUCGAGGCCGCAUUGCCAUCACGCACCUCGAACAUUGACGUCGCCACCGAUGAUAUCGAUCUCGGAGGAUCCUGCGUUCAUACGAUCAUAUCUGAUGUCUUCCAUACUUACCACGUAAAACGCCACGAACAACUGUGUAACCCAGCGAUGGGAAACAUCAUUUCUACCGCCUUGCAUAACCUGGACUCCAUCGCUACGAUGAUGUAUCAUCCUUUCCAUCCUUCACGAUUGGACAAAGAUCCACGUUCUGACCAGGAUCGGCGCAACCUUAUUCUCGCUAGCAAAGGAAAAGAAGCACACGAGUUUGCAAAUGCAAUGUGGAUGAACCGUAACAUAACGCUCAGAAACCAUACAAAAUUUACCGAAUUGGUAUACCUUAUGAUCUUUCACGAUGCCAUCAAUGCGGUCUUGCGCAACCCUAAGCGGAAAAAGAAGCUUCGUGACCUCUACGCAUCCAAUUCCCGUGGAUCAGCUUGGAGACUUUCUCGAAAUUAUCUACAGUGGCAGCAAUCAUACGGUUCCUCAGUCCAUGCAAGCGGAUCUCUCCAUCCUAAGUUCCCAGAGACUUGGAACAGGAUCGCUUUACGCGGGCUUGAGAGAAUUGAGCAUCAGUGGGACUGGCUUAUGCAAAAGUACCUCCAUUCAUAUGGGAGCUUUAGGUCAUCCCGAUUGAUCCCCAGACUGGUCUCGUCUCCAGAAGCUACGCCUUUCACAUACGCAGCAAACUGA